Molecule: messenger RNA, 1292 nt
Organism: Neurospora tetrasperma FGSC 2508
Lineage: Eukaryota; Fungi; Ascomycota; Sordariomycetes; Sordariales; Sordariaceae
Exons: 1
Coding region: 1-1182 (393 amino acids)
Molecular function (GO): protein binding
Source: RefSeq, a predicted model, not a curated record
AUGCCCGCGACGCCAUCAACAUCGCGAUCGGGUCGCCACUCGCAAAGUUCAAUAGUCAGUGAUGUGAGCGCUGUAAAUGUGGUGGUGGGGCCACCCGAAAUCGCAAACACCAGCACCACGGGCAUCACCACCAAAACCAAAGUCAAGGCCACCGUUCUGUACGAAGACGACGCCGGCGCCGAUGGACUCGAGCCACUGGUCGAUCUCACACAAGCCAUUCCAUUGCACUCGAAAAAGACGGACCGGAAGCAAAAGAGACGCGACAAGAAAGAAGCGAAACGGGCCUCGACGGUGCCGCCCCGAGGCAUGCUCGACCUCCCCUACGAGCUCCUCUACUCCAUCAUCACCCUCGUCGAACCCAGAGAGCUGUUUGUCCUCUGCCGCGUUAACAAGUCGCUUCGGAACUUCAUCCUGUCCCAAGAACACCUCAUCACGCGCGACAUUAUAGCAUGGCGCUACCCCUCUCUCUCCAAAUGCUUCCGCCUUCCUGUCCUGGCCCAGGAUCUCGACGAAAACGCCCGUCGCGCGCUCAACGAAGCCUAUGGCGAUGCGCUUAGCCCUAGACGAGUCAAUGCCAACUAUAAACAUGUCCAGUCUCCUGACCCGUCCCUUGUCUGCUUCUGCUACACCUGUCGUCUUCGCUGGAUUUUCCUUUGCAUCAUUGUCGACUUCGCCCACUGGCAGCAUCAUCUGGACAACGGACUACCCAUUCCCACUAUCCCUCGUGGUGCCGACCCAGACUGGAACAAGAAACUGGUCGCUGAACACGCCCAGGUGGUUGUCAAAGCCCUUCACAGCCAGCUGUGGUACGUGAGGCUGCUGCAAGCACAUCUAACCUCCAUCACCCGCUCCAUCCGCCGAAACACUGCCAACCAAGGCAACAGACGAUCUCGCUUUCGCAUGACGCCCUCGGACGUCGCCAGCGGCACCGACGCCUUUCUCGACCGGAGCGGCCCUCCCACAGUCGACUUUCCCUACAACCGCGACAACUAUGACAUGCUCGAGGCAUUCAUGUCAUCACGAAGUUGGAUCAAGGAUGACGGGAAAUGGGUCUACGUUCCUGCUGAUCAGCACGAACGAGAACUUCGCCUGCUCGAGCGUCAGAGACAGGAGGCGCCGUCAUCGACUGCCGUGUCCCAAACGCCGCCUGCCGCACUUGUGCCGAGAUCCAUGAUCUUCUAAAAUCAUUCAUGAACUACCUAAGCUUUCUUAUCUUUGACGUUAGUCUCCGAUAGCAUCGGACAUAAGGUCGUCCAACGUCCGGUAGUCCCGAAAUAAGAUCCUGCUUGAAC